CAAUGCAUGGCCUGCAGGUUAGCAAAAAUUCCUUUUACUAUUAUUCCUGUAGAGAUAUAUUAUUGAUCUCUUGUUGUUGAAUCUCAAAAUUAACAACCAGACUGAUUUGUGGAGCAUAAUUAUUAAUGAGCAAUAAAGAUGAGUUCGGAAGAAGAUUUAAGCCCAGAGCAACAAAAUCUAUCUAAUAGUCAUGAUGAAAAUAUAGCUCAGAGUCUAGAUGCUGUCUUACAGAAACCAGAACAAUCAUAUGAUAAUUUUGUAUCUAGUUUUACCUACCUUAACUUAGAUGAUAUUAAUCAUAAAAUAAAGAUCUCAGAAAAAGUAAAAAAUGAGAAUACAGUUGUUGAAAACAGAACAGAUUCUAUAACAACCAUGUCACUCAAUACAGGAAGCUCACCAGAAAUAGUUAAAACAGAUAGUGAUGAAAUUGAAGAAGAGGUUUUAGAUAAUGUUGCUGUGAGUCUACAGUCUAGCACUCAAUCAACAGGUUUAUCACGAAAAAAACUGACACAGUUUGAUAAUUUUGUUAGUAAAGAAGACAGUGAUAAUGAAGACUAUGAUUUAGAUAGUAGUGGUUAUCAAGCCAGUUUUAUAAAAGCAGACUCCAGCACCAGAAAUAAUUCCUCGGAGGCAAAAAGUUAUCUGGCAAAUAAUGCCCAAAAUACUAAGUGUGUAAUAACAGUUGGAUUUAAAGAUGAUAUAAUGAACAGUGUAUCUGAAUAUAUAGGUAAUGAACAGGAAUGUGUGUAUAAACCUGAUCAAAAUGGCUUUAUGUUAAAUCCUGGAGAAGUAGAAAGGGAGUUAACUGUACCUGAUCUACAGGGUGUACCUCAUCAAAGAUGUCUAGAUUACUCUUGUGUUGUUGGGGAUGGAACAAACAAGAAUAAUUCUGAUGUUGCUGUCACGUCGACCUCAGAUGAUGUUGAACCAUUUGUGUUAGAUGAGAACUUUGACUAUGAGAAUGUUAUUUUAACACCAAAGUUUAAUGCAAUUGAAAUGGAGUACUUAAACAGUAUAAAACCUUUUACAAGUGAAGAAUCAUAAGGAGAUUUUGUUAACUGUUUAUUUUAUGAUAUUAAUUUUAACAUUCCGUCCAAGAAUAAAAAGAACAUGAAAUAAUUACUAUUUUUAAUUAUGCUAAUAAUCUUUUGUUGUUUUCAAUAUUUCUGUGUCUAUAUUGUUUUUUAGCUUGAUGGCUAAAUAAGUAAUUGAUCAUAUGAUACAAUUCUCGCUGAUUUCUGGAUAUUUCCUUAGAGUUAAGAUUAACAACUUGAUAAUCAUUUACUGCUAUUUGACCCAGAAAGUGGGUAGAAGCUAUUAGAUUGGCAGAAAAUUUAAGUAAAUUUGAAUUUCAACUAGUAACCUCCGAUCAAUUUACCCUUUUGGCCAUGUUGGCUCGGUAAGUAAGGUACUGUCUCACUGUCUCAUGCAUUAAAUGCUGGUGUUGACAAAAGAUUCUCCAGAAAUUUCAAGUGGAGUUUCCCCUUAAUUGUCAUUGAUGCAGGAUAGAGGGCCUAGCAAAGAACAGUGUCUAGUCUAUCGAAUGUGACAAAAGUAGGCUGUAGCGUUGCUGUCCAUUCAAAAUUUUCCUCAUAGCAAACUGAAAGCAUUUGUCCAACUUCAUUUGUUUGCUUAGUGCUGAAAAGGUAGGACAUUAAACCCGAUUUCAUUUCUUUUUCCAUUAAAGGAGCUAAAUCGGUAAUAUUUGGGACCUAGAAAUGGGCAAAGAUGGGUCACAACGCAUAUAGUAAUGUAAUAUGAAUAUAAAAACUGAUUUACAUUCAAUCGUUUCUGAUUUUACUAUAAUUUUUAAUCAGUUAUGUUCGGCAAAAUACAACAGAAUUCUCUUUCAAAUAGCAAUCUCUAGCGUCUGAUUAUUCUUGUCUAAAUCAAUAGUAUUUAUUGCGCAUGCUCUCCAGAUAAGAAUAUGGCUUCACCGUUUGACAUGACUUGUGGAAUAUGUCUAGCCUCGUUCUUUGAGUCUCUUGUUACAAAUACCACUGAAAUGCAUUAUUGUACAUGAAUCGUGUACCAAUAGUAAAAUUUUUAUUUUGUCUUAAAUAUUGGAUAUUAGAAGCCCAUCUUUUCCUGGUAAUAUCACAACAUCAAUGUUGAUUUAAAUUGACAAAUAAAUCGUGUUUUCAAGGUCAAAGACUUUGGAUGAUAUUGAGUCCGAUACUUAGCUACUUUAAACUACACUCUUUUUACCCUAUGGCCUUCCAUAUGCUAUGCCCUCUUGUACGGUAUUGACUCUUGAAAAUUAAUGAUAAGAGAAAUUUAUUAGCAUGUAUAUCUAUAUUAGUUCUCAAACAUCUACAACACAUGGCCAUAAAUAGCCAGUGGGAUUUAGACAUACACAACUUUACUUAAUUGACAUUCAUUUCACGCCUCAUUAGUUGAUCAGCAGACGGCACCAUUGAUUAAAUAGAAGUGAAAUUGACAUUAAUUAUGAUUAAUAAACUAGGUAGACUAAACUUAUUUGUCUGUUUUGCCUCUGGUUAAUAAUGUGGGCUGCUUUAGAUGCUACAGAAACAAGAUCCCAUCAAAAUUAUUAAUCAACAUGCUUCCAAUUUCUGUUUUCUUCGUAAAAUCAUAUCCCAGUCCUAUUUAGUAUUUUAUAAGCAUAUCUCACUAGCAAUUUGUUAAGGUUAUUUCUGGGUAGGCCCUAGUCAAGAUCAAUCCGGUCCAAAUUGUUUCCAUUUAUAUAAGAACGAAUGUGUUUUAGACAAAAUAAUGCCCAUUGUUAGGUUACCCCAGGAUAAAAGAAAUCUCCAAAUUAGUCAGUGGCUCAGUGCAUAUGGUGCUAGCAUAGAGGGGUUUCAGUUUCGAUCCCGGUGUUGGCUUAGUGACUUCUUUUGGAAAUCCGCUGGUCAGUAGUGCAGGACAGAGGGCAUGGGGAAAAGUGUCUAGUUGUUUGGACAGGAUAAAAAACUAGGUCCACCCAUGUACACUUUGGUGUGCACAUAAUGUAACCUUGACAGUUGGAAUUUGAAAAGUAAGCAGAAACACCCCCGUCUGACUUCAUUAGCCAAGGACAUAUUUAACCACCAUUUCAUUUGAUUUAAAAUAACCUUAAGAAGUUAAGCUUAUGUAUGAAGUAUGUGCACACAACACUUCUUAUUUGCCACUGUUUAAAUUGUAUAUGUGAACAUCCGGCCAGUUAUAACAAUGUAUGCUAGUUUGUACAGACACAGUAAAAGUAGACACCCCUUAUCUGUCUUGAAAACCCAAUACAACUUGAUAAUAUGAGUUUUGGGGGACUUUUUUCUUUUUCAUUUGGUAGCACUCAAUUUUUAUAUAAUUUAUCCACAAAUUUUACAGUGACCUCUCCACAAUCUGUUAAAUUAAACUCAGGAAGUAGUACAUACUGCAGAUGGUUAUUCUCUUAACAAUCAGAGCACCGGUAGCCUACAGCUUGUGUCCAUGUUAUCUCUUAAUCAAGGUACUAACUUUUAAUACUAUUCAACUAUUGUAUAUAUUUGUCUUUUUGAAUACAGCUAACUCAAGCAUAACAAUUAUCAAAUUUGAUAUGAUCUUUACUUGUACUAGUCUUCGGUAAGUUCUUUUUCUAUUUAAUUAGAAUGUGGACACAGAAAUCUGGAUGAAAACAAUGGAAAGUGAACAAGUGAACAAUAAUCUAACAAUUAAAUAUAUACUGUCAGAUCUACUUACAAUACUUACUAAGUUUUUAAUUGGAUGUCAUAUUGUGACAUCUGGUUUGAAGGUAAAACUAUACUUAAUUGUAUUUAUUGACUUAUUCUAUUUCAUUGUUUAAACAAAAAUUCUUUUUAUUGGAUGUGUUAUUAAAACAUUAACAUACAUGUAGUUGUGAAAAUAUUAAAGCUACAUUCCAAUGAAAGUA
This is a messenger RNA of Patella vulgata (common limpet), 3862 nucleotides long. Its product is annotated as intraflagellar transport-associated protein. The transcript is spliced from 7 exons. Gene Ontology annotation, cellular component: 9+0 non-motile cilium; cytosol. NCBI's taxonomy places the organism in Eukaryota, Metazoa, Mollusca, Gastropoda, Patellidae. The coding region runs from base 139 to 1044 and encodes 301 amino acids. Gene Ontology annotation, molecular function: intraciliary transport particle A binding. The record is from RefSeq and is a predicted model, not a curated record. Gene Ontology annotation, biological process: acrosome reaction; spermatogenesis.